AUGAGGGUGAAGUUUGCUGCCCAAAUUUUAAGUAACACUGUGGCAGCAGUACUUAAGCUUCUAUCUACUGGAGAAAGAAAUGAAUUCCAUGCAGCAGAAUUAAUGGAUACCGCUUUGGUUGUGCAAGAAUUGGACCGUUUAUUUGAUUGCACAAAUGGGCCAUCAUGUGCAGAAGACAUUAAAAAAGGCAUUCGACAAAAUGUGUCACAAAAAACUAAUCAUUUGGAUGUUUGGUCUCAAUAUGAAAAAAAGUUGCAGACCUUAAAAUUUAUAAACAGUGCUGUGGACGUUCCUCAUUACUCAAGCGCUAUAAAUCAAGGUCUGGAUACUACCAUGAACAAUAUGAUCUCUAAUUUGAAUUCAUCAGCCAGCCCAACCAUUCUACACACAAAUAAUAAUACCAAUAGGGACAAGAUUAAUAAUAUUGAUCAUAUUAUGACCACUGAUCCAGCACAUUCGUCUAAUUCUACUCCCAUGGUGGCAAAUGAAGACCCUAGUACUGAACCAUCCACUAGUGGCUUGCAACAAAAUUCACUUAUAAAAAGAAAGCAAAAGGUGUUCCCGCCUAAAGAGCAUAACUCCAAAAAACGUCGUAGAAACCCUGAGCAGUGGAAAAAAAAGCUGCGGCAU
Molecule: messenger RNA, 630 nt
Organism: Brenthis ino (lesser marbled fritillary)
Lineage: Eukaryota; Metazoa; Arthropoda; Insecta; Lepidoptera; Nymphalidae
Source: the annotation of a GenBank genome assembly